ACAAUCCAUGCAUCGACAAGUUUUCAAGCAUCAAUUCAGCAAUGUUUAGGACUUUGAGGGUGUGUCGCCACCAAGCACCGCGCUUGAAGCGCCUCAGUAAUGCUGGACUCUGCAUAAGGUGGAAUUCCGUCUCCUCCCGCAAGUGGUCUACUCCAUUGGCCAAGCAGAUUGCGGAAGCAAUUCAGACAACAGGUCCAAUUUCAUUAGCGGCCUAUAUGCGACAAUGCCUUACCUCACCAGAUGGAGGCUACUACACUUCAAAGGUUGAAGGCCGCGAUCAGUUUGGGCAGAAGGGAGACUUUAUCACCUCGCCGGAAAUAUCUCAGACUUUUGGAGAGCUUCUAGGGAUCUGGAUAGUGGCGGAAUGGAUGGCGCAAGGCAGGAAAGGCAGCGGCGUUGAGCUUAUUGAAUUGGGUCCAGGAAGAGGGACACUGAUGGAUGACGUCUUACGAACUCUCCGCAACUUUCAACCUAUGGUGUCUAGUGUUGAAGCAGUCUAUCUAGUUGAAGCCAGUCCGACGCUGAGAGAAGCUCAGAAGCGGCUAUUGUGUGGAGACGCGCCCAUGGAAGCUAUUGACAUUGGAUACCAAAGUACGAGCAAAUACUCACAGAUUCCUGUGAUAUGGUGCGAAGACCUACGUUUUGUUCCUAAAGGCAAUGAGAAGGCGCCAUUUAUAUUAGCUCAUGAAUUUUUUGAUGCCCUACCAAUACACGUCUUCCAAUCAGUGUCCCAAGCGUCCAGCAAAUCCAAGCUUAUAACAUCCUCCACAGCUCCCACCGCGCAGCAGUCUGAAAGGCCGCAAUGGCGAGAAAUGCUCGUCUCACCUACUCCACCCUCUUCUACUCACGAAAUGCUGUCGACUCCAAUGUCGCAGCGCAGCUCCAGUCAAGUUCCAGAAUUUCAACUUACCGUCUCAGAAGCACCCACGCGUCACAGCGCUUUCCUGCCUGGGAUAUCCAAAAGAUAUUCUGAUUUGCUCUCAAAUUCGGAAUCAACAAUUGAAAUUUGCCCUGAAGGGCUUGCUUAUGCUCAAGAAUUCGCCCGGCGCAUCGGGGGUACACAUAAAGAAGCCAAGAAAGCCUCAGGAGCAGCACUAAUCAUUGAUUACGGACCGUCGUCUACGAUACCCGUCAACUCCUUGCGGGGCAUUCAGGCCCAUCGGACUGCUUCUCCUUUUACGUCUCCUGGUCAAGUCGACUUGUCAGCUGACGUGGAUUUUAUGGGACUUGCUGAAGCUGCACUCAAAGCUAGUCCUGAUGUUGAGGUUCAUGGACCGGUCGAGCAAGGCUCGUUCUUGUUAGCGAUGGGAAUCAAGGAACGAGCGGAGCAGCUAAUGCAGGGCCAAAGUGAAGAUAGUCGCAAGCGAAUUGAAAGCGGGUGGAAGCGCCUGGUGGAAAGAGGGGUUGGUGGAAUGGGAAGGAUAUAUAAAGCUAUGGCAAUUGUUCCCUUUUCUGAAGGCAAGAGGAGACCAGUUGGAUUUGGAGGUGAUAUAUAGAUGGCUACUUGUGAAGAUAAUUAGAAAAUUUGGUUCACUAUUCAAGCAGCAUUUUUUGCAAUUGAUUUCCUCGUUUUUAUCUCUCAUGCGCGGUUCUUCAUUUGAAUUUUAGAGUGAUUUUGUGUCAAGCGAUGACGAUAUAGCUGGCCAGGGCCCGAUAAG
This is a messenger RNA of Xylona heveae TC161, 1658 nucleotides long. Its product is annotated as DUF185-domain-containing protein. The record is from RefSeq and is a predicted model, not a curated record. Gene Ontology annotation, molecular function: protein-arginine omega-N symmetric methyltransferase activity. The transcript has 4 exons. Gene Ontology annotation, cellular component: mitochondrion. The coding region runs from base 42 to 1496 and encodes 484 amino acids. Lineage: Eukaryota; Fungi; Ascomycota; Xylonomycetes; Xylonales; Xylonaceae. Gene Ontology annotation, biological process: mitochondrial respiratory chain complex I assembly.